This is a messenger RNA of Orycteropus afer afer, 357 nucleotides long. RefSeq names its product C-C motif chemokine ligand 24 (gene CCL24). Gene Ontology annotation, biological process: cellular response to type II interferon; inflammatory response; cellular response to tumor necrosis factor. Gene Ontology annotation, molecular function: CCR chemokine receptor binding; chemokine activity. The transcript is spliced from 3 exons. NCBI's taxonomy places the organism in Eukaryota, Metazoa, Chordata, Mammalia, Tubulidentata, Orycteropodidae. Gene Ontology annotation, cellular component: extracellular region. The coding region runs from base 1 to 357 and encodes 118 amino acids. The record is from RefSeq and is a predicted model, not a curated record.
AUGGCAGGCCCGGCGACCCUCAUAGCCAGCCUCGUGCUUCUGGCCCUCUGCGCCCACCACAUCAGUCCUGCAGGUUCUGUGGCCAUCCCCUCUUCCUGCUGCAUGUCCUUUAUUUCCAAGAAAGUUCCUGAGGGCCGCGUGGUAAACUACCAGCUGUCCAGCGCAAGUGUCUGCCCCAAGGCAGGGGUAAUCUUCACCACAAAGAAGGGCCAGAAGUUCUGUGGUGACCCCAAGCAGCAGUGGGUCCAGAGGUAUAAGAAGAACCUGGAUGCCAAGCGGAAAGCCUCCCCUGCAGCCAAGUCAAUAGGUGGAAAGGCCCCCAUCCAAAGACACCCAGCCAACAGCACCACCAUCUAG